AUUGCGAUUGCGGGCGUGAAGCACUAAAACUGGAUUAGAUUAUCAAUUGAGCACUCCACUGGCCCACCCGUCUUCUCCGCGGACCUUCCCAAUCCAAUCCUCCAUGGAAGACGGCCACUCCGAUGUUGCCCUGCGCGUCAACCUCAACGUCGGCGGCAAACUCUUCCAGACCACCGUGUCCACUCAGGCCGCCGGCCCCGACUCCCUCCUUGCCGCCCUCUCCAACCGCCUCCUCCACCAUGGCUCCCACUCUGACCCGGUUUUCAUCGACCGCGACCCGGAAAUCUUUUCCGUCCUCCUCUCCCUCCUCCGCUCCAACCGCCUCCCCUCCACCGCCCGCCGCUUCACCAACCAAGAACUCGUCGACGAGGCCUCCUAUUAUGGGAUCGAGUCCCGCUUGAAGUCGGCCAUGUUGCCGACUCCGCUCAAAGGAAUCGACGCCUCUCUCGUGGCCACCGUCAAACCCGCCUCCGACGGGUUAGUCUCCGCCUUCACCGCCUGCGACGGCGACGGCUCAGUCUGGGUCGCCCACGGUGGCCAAAUAUCCGGGUACGAUUGGAAUCUGACCCACUCCGGGACCAUCCGGACUCACCUCGACUACAUCUCCUCGAUUUGUAGGAUCCGUCCCGAGAUCGCCGCCGUCGGAUCGGAUACCGCGGCCGGGAUCCAUUUCUACAGCCUCGCUAACGGCAGGCGUGUCGGGUUGGCCGACUGGACCGACCCGUCCGACCCAAGGAUAUUCCGAGCCGGAGUGACCGCCAUCGCCGACUCGCCCGACUCGGUCUUCGCCGCCUUCGAUUGCCACCACAGAGAGAAUUGUGUUCUCGCGAUUGACAAGACGUCGCUCAAAGUCACAUCCGAAUUCGGUCGGCAAACCGGCAGCUCCACCAAAACAAUGGUCCCCGGAAAACUCACCUACUUGCCGGCCACCGGCGUCCUCGUCGGAACCGCCGUCACAUCCGGUGCUUUCGGUUACUCUGGCUAUAUCCGGUUGUGGGACCCGAGGUCCGGCGAGGUUGUAUGGGAGACGAACGAGCCCGGGUCGGGUAGGAGCAGCCGGUUUGGGGACCCGUUCGCGGCCGUGGACGUGGACACGGAACAGUCGACGCUUUUCAAGAUGUGUUCCAAAUCAGGCGACUUGGCAGUGGCAGAUUUGCGUAAAUUAGGGAACGACCCGUGGGUAUAUUUGGUAGAUAAGAACCCUAGUAUGAGAAUCAGCGGCGCUUUUGGCGACGUCGCUAUACAUUGUUAUAGAAAGCAAGUAUUUGUAGGCAGAGAGGGUGAGCUUGAAGUGUGGUCAAGGGUAGAGGAGAGUGAAGAAAAAGAAGAGAGAGAGAGAGGGUUUUGUGAAGGGUCAUAUAGGAGGAAUUAUGUGGACAAAAUGGAGGAUUCAGAAAGAGGGGUCAUCAAGAAAAUUGCAGGUGGUGGGGAUAGACUGUUUGUUUGUAGGGAAAAUGUUGAGGGCAUUGAGGUCUGGGAAAGUUCUAGUUUUUCUGGUGCUGCUUCAGUUUCCUGAUCCCAAAGAGCUAUGGGUUGUGCUAAACUGAGUCGCUGAAGAGGUUUCGUGUUCUGUUAUUGAAUUUCAUUUUAUUCAUGCUGUUUCUGUUGACAAGGUGUUGUAUUGAUCAAUUCGGAGAUUAGGAAGAAGGGACGUGCAUGAAAUUUGUACUAGAUCUUUGAUUUGAUAGAUCAUAAUUUUAUUCUGGCUUCUGAAGGAAUUUGGGUAAUUCUGAAAUCAAAUUUAUUGGAGGUGUGUUUUUGCUUUUAUAGUUCUUCAAGAAAAUAGUAUUGUGAAGAGACUUCAGUGAGUUUUACUAACCUGUUUAUCCAAGAAAAGGGAAGAAAUAAAAACCACAUAGGCCGGGCAAAUAUGUGAUCGUUGAGGACAUUGCUUUUUCUGAAGAUCAUGGUUGAAUUCUAGGGUUGUGUUGAUGGUGACCUCUUCAAAGGAUACUGUUUUGAUCAUUUUAAAUGACAAAGAAAUCAGCUGUUAGACAGUAUGAAAUGUGAAGGUUUGAUUUGAACUGCCUUUUGUGGAGGAAUGUCUUCAUCUCUAUUUCCAUGAUUCUGGAAACGAUCUUGUUUUUAUGGUGCCUGGGAUCAGAUUCAAACCAGUUCUCCUCCAAUUGUUUUUUUCCAUCGAGUCAUCAAUUUUAUUCUUUCACGUCAGAACAAGAUCCCAAGUAUUGUCACUUGAACAUUGUUCAUUCUAGACCUUCAGUUGGACGACAAGAUGUCUUCUCCACUUCUAAUGGACUUGAAGGCAGGGUAGUGAUUGACACCAAGGCAGGCUAAGAAAGACCUCUGUGUGUGGGGGGGGGAUAAGUCGUCCACUUCCUUGAGUGGCUGACCCAUAUUUCUGUUCAUCCACUCUAGAAUGAGAUGAGAAAUUUGGUUCACUGCAACCAUUCAACAUUCUUCACGUGAACAUUUGACCAGAACGAUUGAUGAUUUCUCCACUUCUAUUUAGGGACUUCUGCAUGAUCUUUCUGCUGCCCUUCCUAGUGGCCACCACUGCAUGCCCUUAUCCUCCAGUUCUCUCUAUAAUUUGGCUCUGGAUCAGCCUCCAUAAUGAUAAUUGGCACCACUUCUUCAUGCUUUUUGGGUCAACAUAUAAUGCUGUUGCUCUUCAGUCUUCCUUAUAGGCUUAUACUUUUAAUUAAUUGCUGCUGUACUUGUUGAACAACUUCAUAUAUAAGGCAGACAUGCUGAACAAAAUAGCCUGAAAGAGUUGGAUGUACUGACCGUAGUAACCUGGGUUUUGUAUAAGGUCGAGUAAUGGUUGAUUGAAGUCGAUGUAAGCAAUCUUUGUGCCAAGCUUUGACAGCUUACUCUGAGUGGCCUUCAAUGCAACCUGAAGCAGUUCAUUGAACUCUUCUGAAAUGGAAUUCACAUACCCAAGGCAAUUACGCUGCAGAGAUGAGUUCCGUGGCAGCCUUGUGAUAGCAACCGGGAUGCAACCCAGCGGUGGCAGCCCGCUAACCGCAAAUCUCCGAGCUCCCUGGUCUGACAAUCCCUGUAAAGUAACAAAACCAAGCUUCAAUACUCUUAUUAUUAUAAUUUGUGAAAAUACAUUGCUGGUUUUGGGUACAAGUUUCAUGUGUUGGAGAAGAACCUGAGUUGGAGUUAAUACCUGGAUAAAUUGUUGGACUUGCUCGAGCAAGAAAUGCUCGUAAUCGGGGAGCGGGCUUGUUCCUCGGGGGCCGGAGGUUCCAUCGCCGAAGAAGCUGAAAGCGAUGUCGUCCGAUCCAGCAUUGAUGUAAAAGAGAGCUCUCUCUAUCUGACUUUCGGCUUUCCUCUUUCCAAAUCUCCUCUUAAGUUUGGACUUAUACUCUUCGAAAUACUCCAGUUGCUUUGCCAUUGAGAUUGCAUUCUGAGAUAUAGAGCCAGCACCAGUGAAGCUUUAGUCAUACUAUUUCAUAUGCUGGGUUAGAUACAGCAAUAGUUGUAAUUUGAGUUUGGCUUCUUUUUUUCUUUUGUUUUCUUCCCUGAAUAAAAUGUGUUGGAAACGAUUCAAGGAAACAUUCUGUUUUGACUGAGCAAUGAAUGCACUUGUAACUCGGGUUCUCUUUGAGUU
This is a messenger RNA of Diospyros lotus (date-plum), 3577 nucleotides long. RefSeq names its product protein ENDOPLASMIC RETICULUM-ARRESTED PEN3. The record is from RefSeq and is a predicted model, not a curated record. Gene Ontology annotation, biological process: protein homooligomerization. NCBI's taxonomy places the organism in Eukaryota, Viridiplantae, Streptophyta, Magnoliopsida, Ericales, Ebenaceae.